AUCUUAUAUGACAUAUAAUUACGUGAUUCAAACGCAUUUAAUUUUCAAACAAUAGAUGAACAACCGUUAAACUAGAUCAUGUGUAUCGAUAAUACGGGUAUUUAAAGCUACACAUUUUUUGUAUUCAGUUUGUUUUUUUGUGAAACAAAAUGGAAAGCAUAAUAUCAACUGUCCUAAUUGGAAUUAUAAUCUUUCUCACCUUGUCUUACUUAUAUAUGAAGAAAGCUCAUAGUUUUUUUAAACGACUUGGCAUUUCGGGUCCUCAACCUGUGCCUUUUUUUGGAAUCUUCCCAGAAUAUAAGAAAAAGGGAAUUACAGAAUUAGAUUUAGAAUUGAUAAAUAAGUAUGGCAAUGUUGUUGGGAUUUACCAUGGACAUAAACCUGUAGUACUGGUAGCGGAUCCCGAGAUGAUUCAAGAUAUAUGCAUUACAAAAUUCAACAAGUUUAAAAAUAGGAAGGUAAAUUUAGACCUAGGACCAUUAUUAAGGAAAACAGUGGCACUCUCUGAUAAUGGUCAAUGGACGUUUUUACGAGAACAUAUAUCAGAAGUGUUCAAACCAAAUUAUUUGGAACAGAUAACAGGGAAAUUGUUACAGUCAACCGAGCACCUGAUACAUAACAUUGAAGAGAAGUUAACAGCUGAGAAUGAUUUCGACUUUCAAGAGUUAUGUUUGGCCUUUUCCGUUGACUCGCUGUGUAAUAGUUUAUUUGGAUAUAAUGUAAAUUCCUAUAAAGAAACAGAGGAUAAGACUGUCGACAUGAUAAAGAAAGGGUGGAUGGCUGGAACGGCAGGAAUAGCUAGACCUGCAGUGGCUUGUGCUGUUUGUCCAGCGAUGACAAAGUUAUUUUCUGCAUUUAGUUACAAUGCAAUCCCAGCUGAUGUCAGAAAGUAUCUGACAACCCUUGUUACAAAGAAGAUGAAAAAGAGGCACACGGAAGGGGGACGAGCCGAUUUACUGUCGUUUAUAAUGACUAGCAGUAGAAGACGUUCUAUCAUAGUAGAUAGUCAAAAUAAUUCAACAAAAUCAGCCGAACAUAUGGCUUCAGAUUACAGACUUUCAGAAACAGAGAUAGUUGCUAAUUGUUUAUUCUUUUUCCUGGCUGGGUACGAUACAACUGCUAGUACCAUAGUGUUUACGCUAUAUUGUCUGGCCAAACAUCCGGAGUGUCAAGAUAAAGUAGUAUCAGAAAUAUCAAAUAAUCUAUCGUCUGAACAUAUGUCAUAUGAUGAUAUAGAAAAUCUACUAUACUUAGACAUGGUUCUGAAUGAAUCAUUGCGUAUAUUUCCUACUUAUCUAAGGUAUGGUAGAGCAGUAGGAGAGGAUACAGUCGUUAAAGGAAUCAAAUUUCCUAAGGGAACCGAAAUUCAGUUCCCAAUAUAUGCUAUACACAGAAAUAAAGAUAACUUUCCUAAUCCUGAAAAGUUUGAUCCCAACAGAUUUAGCAAGGAAAACGUCUCUAAACGUCAUCCAAUGUCUUUCAUACCUUUUGGUGCUGGCCCGAGAGAUUGUUUUGGACAAUCGUAUGCUAAACUUGCAGUAAAAUUCGCUGUUGUGUCUUUGAUUCAGAAAUAUAAGUUUUCACUUAGCUCAAAACAGAAUGAUCCUCCAACUUUAGCAAAGACGUUUUAUUUGAGACCAGAAAAUGGGUUGUGGCUCACUGUUGAUAAAAGACCAGCUGAAAUAUAAACUUAGAAAUAGUGUAAAUCCAUAUUACUGAACUAUGUAUGAAUUGCUUUACAAGUAAUAUUAAUUAUGUAAAUUCAUAUUAGUGUAUGAAUUACUUUACAAGUACAAUUAAUUGUGUAAAUUCAUAGUAAUGUACUAUGUAUGAAUUACUUUACAAGUAAUAGUAAUAAUGUAAAUUCAUAUUAGUGUACUAUAUAUGAAUUACUUUACAAAAGGGUAAUGCUAUGUAAAGCAAGUUUCCUGAGAAAACUGCACACAUUGUAUAUAUAUGUAUGUUUGUAUAAAUUUAAUUGAGACGGCUGGAAUAUAAAUACAUGCAAUCAUAUCAAAGACAAUCAUCUUCAUUAUGAUUCAUAGUUUUUACAUUAAAAACAAUUGUUCAUUAAAAUAUUUUGAGAAUU
Messenger RNA from Mytilus trossulus (common blue mussel), 2089 nucleotides. RefSeq names its product cytochrome P450 3A13-like. The record is from RefSeq and is a predicted model, not a curated record. Lineage: Eukaryota; Metazoa; Mollusca; Bivalvia; Mytilida; Mytilidae. Gene Ontology annotation, molecular function: steroid hydroxylase activity; oxidoreductase activity, acting on paired donors, with incorporation or reduction of molecular oxygen; iron ion binding. The transcript is spliced from 14 exons. The coding region runs from base 150 to 1688 and encodes 512 amino acids.